AUGUCCAGUCUCUCUGAGACCAUCUACGGCAACGGCGACGGACGCCGUGUCACCGAAAUCAACUGCGUCUUCCCCAUUUCCGGCACCUACGGCCUCCUUCCUCGUCUCGUCUACUAUGUCACCUUGGUUUUCGCCAUCUUUGGUCGCAGGACCGAAUGGCUCAUCAUUGGCGCCCUCGUCAGCGCACUCACAUACGCGGGCACCUCGGCGGUUCAUCUCAUCGCGCUUGUGACGAGCAAAGCAGGAGUCUUCGACUUGGACAUCAUGGCCGCAUGGGCGGUGUUGUCUACCGGGGCCCUCGCCUAUAUUGGUAUUAUUCACUGGAGUUCCGCCCUGAGAGGGACGCGCGCCCGGGUCGUCAUGGUUUGUUGGGGUUGUCUGGUCGGCAUCAGCUUGAUCUUUGGAAGGGCGGAACUGUUCGAUACGCCGCUCGACCCGCCGGAACCCGCCUGUUAUUCUCCACAGGGGAUGCUGUUGGAGUAUCCCAUACAGAAAUUGACGAACCCGGAUUUUGCGAAUUGCAGCUACCAGUGCUUUAACAUCACGAAGCCGAUGAGACAGCUCUCCGAAGUCAUGGCCAUACCCCACAGCAUCCUGGAUAACUCACAAUACAGGACGCUCACGUAUGUUUUGGUCGGACCGAUCCAGUUUGCAGCCUACGCGGCGCUCAGUAUGGACAUGCAGGAACAUACCCCAUCGAACCUGUGCACGAGAUUAGUCAUGAGCUACCUGAUCCAUCCGGGCCACCGAGAACAAUUUACAAAAGCGAUUUACAAGGCGAGCAUGGAACGGUGGUAUGGUGGAUACUUUGCACUGCUCGGCUACGUACAUCGGGCGCGGUGGUCGUUGAGGAAAUUGGCGCUGUCUUCAUUCCUCAUUCCAUGGCUAAUGCUGGGGCUGGCCAUCGACAUUCUGUGUUUGCCGCUCAUGGUGUGUAAUAUUGUGGUGAAUGAAGUCACUUUGCUGCGAGGGGGCUUGCCGUCGAAUGAGGCGAAUAUUGCAAUCGGGCAGUGGGGGACAAUUGUGAACGCGGCGCUUGUCUUGAUAGCUGCCUGUAUUAAUAGGGGACUAGAGAUAUGGGAGAGACGCAAAAAGACGAAAGAGUUGGCCAGUGUCGCGGAUAGCGUUGUGACUGUGGUCCCAGAGGACGUUGAAAGAGCCAUGGCAGACGGCGGACAGGAAGUCGGAGUGGUCAAACCCAAGCUCGCCCACGUACAGACUCUGCAGGAUCUGGAAGAUGUCAUGAAACGGCCAAAGUGA
Messenger RNA from Fonsecaea erecta, 1260 nucleotides. RefSeq lists its product as hypothetical. The transcript has a single exon. Lineage: Eukaryota; Fungi; Ascomycota; Eurotiomycetes; Chaetothyriales; Herpotrichiellaceae. The record is from RefSeq and is a predicted model, not a curated record. The coding region runs from base 1 to 1260 and encodes 419 amino acids.